UUUACUUAAAUAAUGACUAAUUCAUAAUGAUCAAAAGUCAAUAAUAAUCCACCAUAAAUUCAUUUCCCAACCCACACCCCCAAAAAAACAUAGAAACAGAAUCAUCAAAAAAAAAAUCAAAGGAUGUCUGGAGGAAUCAUCAAGGUUGGGCACAUUGAUGAUGUCCAAGAACUGAGUGCAACUAACCCCUCUCAAAUCCCAGAAAGAUUCAUCAGGGACAUUUCAGAAAGGCCUUCUUCUUCUUCUUCUUCUUCAAGUGAUGACCUUAAAAUCCCAGUCAUAGAUCUGUCAAAAGUGGCCAUGGAAGGCAAGAGGAGCUCCCCAGACUUCCAUUCUGAGAUGCAGAAGCUCACUGCUGCCUGUGAAGACUGGGGAUUUUUCCAGGCGGUGAACCAUGGGGUGGAGGAGGGGCUGGUGGAGAGGAUGGAGAAGGCGGCCAUGGAGUUUUUCAGGCUGCCUGUGGAGGAGAAACAGAAAUACCCAAUGGUCCCUGGGACAGUGCAGGGGUAUGGGCAGGCAUUUGUGUUCUCCGAGGACCAAAAACUGGAUUGGUGUAACAUGUUUGCUCUUGGGAUUUUGCCACAUUCCAUUAGGUGCCCUCAUCUCUGGCCCUCCAUACCUCCCACAUUCAGUGAGACAUUGGAGGCAUACUCGAAAGAAGUGAGGGAACUGUGCAAGCAAGUGCUGAAAUGCAUAGCCACGAGUUUGGGAGAGAGGGAGGAUGUGUUCGGAGAGAUGUUCGGCGCCGCCGUACAGGCGGUGAGGAUGAACUACUACCCGCCGUGUCCGUCGCCGGAGUUGGCCGUGGGGCUCAGCCCCCACUCGGAUGGGAGCGCGCUCACGGUGCUGCAGCAGGGCCUGUUUGGCAACCCCGUCGGACUUGAGAUUCUUAAAGGCAGUUAUUGGGUCCCUGUUCGACCCCUUCCAAACGCUCUUGUCAUUAACAUUGGCGACACCAUCGAGGGAGUGUAUAUUUAUGAAUCCAUAAUCCAAAUUGGAUGGUGCAGGUUCUAACAAAUGGAAGAUACAAAAGUGUGGAACAUAGGGCAGUGACCCACAAAGAAAAGGACAGGCUCUCAAUAGUCACCUUUUAUGCCCCAUCCUACGAAAUAGAGUUGGGCCCAUUGCCGGGCCUUGUGGAUCAAACCCACAACCCGCCCAAAUACAAACGAUAUAACCACGGAGAUUACAGCAGGCAUUACGUCACCAAUAAGCUUCAAGAUACCUUGUGGUCCAGCGAAAUCAUUCUGACUCUCCCAAAUAAAAGAUCACAUGUUCGAACACAGUUAACAAUAGUAAUUCUCCAAGCUCCUAUAGGUUGCGAAAAAAUAUAAAUAAAUACUAUGUUGUAAU
Messenger RNA from Cuscuta campestris, 1353 nucleotides. NCBI's taxonomy places the organism in Eukaryota, Viridiplantae, Streptophyta, Magnoliopsida, Solanales, Convolvulaceae. The record is from the annotation of a GenBank genome assembly.